AUGCUUAUGAAAAUUUUGUUUUGCGUCAUUUCAUUGGUCGCUGUAAUUGAGGCCACAAAAUGUUACUUCUGCAAUGACGAUAGUAGGUAUGGCAAUUGCGAAGGUAUAGGUUGGCGAAUCAUGGAUAAAUGUCGUUUUGGCUGUGUCACGUAUGAGGCUAAAAUUCAAAAUAAAUAUAAGAACUCAUUGGCCGAAGAAUUUUUUGGAAGGUACAGAAGAGGUUGCAAUGAUCAAAAAGGAUGUGACAAAAUUAAAAAAGAUUUAUAUGAUGCUUGGGAUGACAGGGUUGAAGUAUUCCAUUGUGAGGAGUGUAAUGAGGACUAUUGCAAUAAUAGAGCUAAUCAUCCAGGAAUUACUCUCAGCGGUCCUUGGGUGCCUGAUUAUUAG
Ceutorhynchus assimilis (cabbage seed weevil) is the source of this 387-nucleotide messenger RNA. NCBI's taxonomy places the organism in Eukaryota, Metazoa, Arthropoda, Insecta, Coleoptera, Curculionidae. The record is from the annotation of a GenBank genome assembly.